GCCUAAAUUCAAAAUUGGAAAGUUUAAUUCCGCUUUUGACACCACUAUUGACAAUCAAGCAUUUUUUAAUUAUUGAAAUACAUAUUUUGGUUUUUCUCGAACUAAUUAAUUCGGAAAUAUAUUUAAGGCCAAAUUUUGUGUGCGAAAAAUAUGGUACCAUCGCUGUUGGUUCCCCUUUCUUGUUUGGGAAGACGCAAUCGCAGUGCGCAAGCUCUUUAAUGUAAAACAUGGCCGGUCGUAGCGGUUAUGAUGAUAGAGACAACAGAGAUUAUGGCCGCAGGGGCGGCGGCGGCGGCAGCAGGAAGCCCCUGCCCACCGAGCCCCCGUUCACUGCCUACAUAGGCAACCUGCCUGACGGCGUCAUACAGGGUGACGUCAACAGCAUCUUCGCCAACUUGGACGUGAAGAGCGUGAGGCUGGUCAAAGACAAGGAGACGGACAAGUUCAAGGGGUUCGGGUACGUGGAGUUUGGGACACUGGACGACCUCGAGGCCGCCAUCGCGCUCAACGGGGAGGUGGAGGUCGAACACCACUUGAUGAAGAUUGACGUCGCUGAUGGCAAGAGGAACGACAGGGGCGGCGGAUUCGACAGGGGUGGCCGCGGCGGCAGAGGCGGCAGGGGUGGAGGCGGCUUCAGGGGCGGGGAGAGGUUCGGCGGCAACGACGACUUCGACAGAAGGGGGCCGCCGCGGGGCAACUUCAACGAUCGCGACCGAGGCCCCAACAGGGGCAACUAUGGCAACUUUACAGGUGAUGAGGGACCGCAACGUGGAGGCGAUUGGGGCGGUCAGAGCAGAGGCAGGGGGGGUCCUCCUGGAGGAGGGUUCGGUGGGGGUGGAGGCAGGCCCCGCCCAGAGAGAUCGAGCUUCUCGGAAGAUCUUCCCAACCCGGCUGCAGACACUACUGGUAGACCGAAAUUGAAGCUUUUGCCUAGGACCGUUAAGGAUCCAGUGAAUGCAUUAGCCGACUCCACCCAAAACAUGACGAUUUUCGGCGGGGCGAAACCGAGGGAAGAAAAGGCACCUGCAGAAAGUCCAGAAACAAGGGAGUAGAGGUGCGCGGUUUGGGUGUCACAUUUUUUUAAGUUAUUGUGAAAAAGUGGUUC
Phaedon cochleariae (mustard beetle) is the source of this 1105-nucleotide messenger RNA. The record is from the annotation of a GenBank genome assembly. NCBI's taxonomy places the organism in Eukaryota, Metazoa, Arthropoda, Insecta, Coleoptera, Chrysomelidae.